Messenger RNA from Penicillium soppii, 1359 nucleotides. RefSeq lists its product as uncharacterized. The record is from RefSeq and is a predicted model, not a curated record. Bases 1 to 1359 code for a protein of 452 amino acids. Gene Ontology annotation, molecular function: acyltransferase activity, transferring groups other than amino-acyl groups. The transcript has a single exon. Gene Ontology annotation, biological process: secondary metabolite biosynthetic process. NCBI's taxonomy places the organism in Eukaryota, Fungi, Ascomycota, Eurotiomycetes, Eurotiales, Aspergillaceae.
AUGGAUUCCAUCCCGAGAGAAUCCACAAAGUAUGAGCUCUCCGACCUUGAUAGGCUGGCACCUCCAAUGAUGGUGAAAGCCUUCUUGCUGUACAAGCUUUCGUCCGAUGCCUAUCUGGACAAGCUGAUUACGUCGCUAGAAGAAGGUCUGAAAAACGCCGUGUUUCAUAUGCCCUUCAUGGAGGGAUGUGUUCAAAAGGACGAGUUCGGCAAGCCUUAUAUCCAAACAUCCUCGGACUCACGUCUAAGGCUCAGUGUCCGCUGUUUCUCGCAGACUGAACACAAGUCUUACUCCGCUCUGGUGGACAGCUCGUUUCCCGUUGAUGACUUGGAUCACAUUAAGUUGCUGCCUGAGCUACCCGCUGGUCAACAGCAAGUUGGCGUGAUACAAUUGAAUGUCAUCCCAGGAGGUGUCAUUUUGGGGUUUGCAAUACAUCAUGCCGUCGGAGACUGGACAUCUAUGGAUGCAUUUCUGAGUCUCAUCUGUCGUAGUGCCAAAGCACAUCAGUAUGGCGAUUCAAUGCCAGUGUACACACCCGAUCUCAACAGGUUCCCCUUCAACGCUGAGAAGGCCAAUUCUACAACCUCUCAAAAGGAUCUGCUGGAUAAAUGCCCUGGAUUCUUUGUUGUUGAUAUGAAAGCUCCUCCUGCAACUGCUUCGUCUGCACCUCCCCCUUCCAUUCAAACAAAGAUCUACCGAGCAAGCGAUUCGGCAGUCCAAAACAUCAAACAACAAUGCACUUCCCUCGAAGGCGUGGACUACAUAACCUCCUAUGACUGUAUUGCUGCACUUCUCUGGACCUCAAUCACUAGGGCCCGACUCCAUCGCCACCCCGAAAAACACUCUUCGCAGUCUAUUUCAGCAAAUCCAAUCAACCUCCGUUCCAGAGACCCGGAAAACUCCACCUCGCAGGAGUAUUUCGGCAACGCAGUUCUACCAUCGUGGGUGGGUCCAGUAGAUGUACAGUUGCUACUAGCAGACAAUGGCAUUUCUAUUGCAGCCUCUUUGAUCCGCAAAUCAAUCAAUGCGUCUACAGUGGCAUCUAUCAAAGACUUGGCCAGACUAGUACGAUCUCUUUCACCGUCCGAGAGACUGGGCAUUCCUAUGGACUUUCAUAAAAUGGACCUUCUGAUGAACAGUUGGUAUUCUGGAAAAGCUGAAAACUAUGAUAUUGGAACUGGCUUCCCCUUUGCGUUCCGUACACAUCGACCGAAUACUGGUGCUUGCUGUUUGAUUCUUCCUAAUUUCAGUCGCUCGUCUACGCGGGUGUAUGAGAUAUUUGUUCAGCUUCCAGCUGAGGAGCAUGAUUUAUUACGGGAAGACCCUAUAUUCUCGGCUUGUUUUGAACUUUUAUGUUAG